AUGCCUCACCCUCGAACACAAGAAACAGUUCUUCUGCAGGAAUGCAAACGAAUUUGCGCAUCAUGCAGCGGUGGUUCUAAAGUAGACGACUCACGGAUGGAUGACAAGACAGACCAGUUGGCGCUCAUACGGUGUUUGUUGGAGCUUGGGGCAAAUGUUGAUCUAGCGAAUGAAUCUAACGGCGAAUCACCAGUCGGGUGUGCAGCGUGGUAUGGCCACUUAGCUCUCCUUGACUUGCUUUUGGAAGCUGAGGCUAAUAAGAAUGGUUUUCUUCGGCGAUGCUCGUUCUCACCGCUGCAUUUUGCUGCGCUGGGGAACAACCUUGCUUGUGCAAAGUUGCUGAUUGGGCGGUCUGCCACAGUCAACGUUGAAAUGCCUCCGACGAACGCUGAAACACCGCUUUAUUUUGCUAUCCGUUCCAAGAACGAGCAAAUGGUCGAUCUGCUUUUACGCAGCAAUGCCGACCCUCGUUCACUAUGCACAUCGGCAGCUGAAACGCCGAUUCAUAUUGCGAUUGCCUGUGGCCACCUGGAGAUCGUGGAGUAUUUUGCAACUAUCCUGCGAGGAUUCGACUUACUGGCUGAAGAUGAAAACAAGCAGACACCUCUCCAUUUAGCUGCUGCAGGUGGGGACGAGAUAGUCUGUCGUCUUUUGCUGACGAAGUUGCAAUCAAACACGGGGAAAGCUACGACCAUAGACGUACCUGACAUCCGCGGACGAACACCCCUGCACCUUGCCGUUAUCAACGGACAUGAGACUGCUGCAAAUAUGCUGUUGGCUGCCGGAGCUUCCCUCGAAAUACGUUGUUGCGAUGGUUUAACCGCGUUGUUAUAUGCGGCCAAGUGCAAUCGGUUGGCCAUCUUGAUUGCUCUGCAUUCCCAAUUACAACCGAACUUGGGACGCACACUUCUGCACUACUUGGCAAUCUACGGGGACGAUGAAACGCUGGACAUGCUACUGAAAGCUGCGGCUCAUGUGAACCGAAAUGAUUCCGAACCUGGUGAUCCAACGGUACAAGAUAUUGUGAACGCGCGGGAUAAGUUUGGAUAUACGCCGUUGAUGUACGCAUUUGCGUUCGGCAGGCUACUGGUGGUUCGUAUGCUCUGUGACGUCGGUGCCGAU
Messenger RNA from Phytophthora sojae, 1122 nucleotides. RefSeq lists its product as hypothetical. The annotation marks the transcript as partial. The transcript is spliced from 4 exons. NCBI's taxonomy places the organism in Eukaryota, Oomycota, Peronosporomycetes, Peronosporales, Peronosporaceae. The record is from RefSeq and is a predicted model, not a curated record. Gene Ontology annotation, molecular function: protein binding.